CUACUUCAUUCCCGUCACACGCGGCUGUCUGGUAGCGCCUCAGCUUUGACUUCCGUAACUUCACUGACAUGAACAAGACAAGUCUAGUCCACCAGUAGCGUUCACGCAAUCGUGAUUAAAAGAGUGUGACGACAUGUGGGAAUCAGACUCUGAUAGUGACUGUUUCGAGGAAUAUCUUGGCUAUAGAAGUCGAAUGAGAGAUAGCCGUCGUCUUUCAUAUCAUGCCAGAGCUGCCACCUUCAGCCCAACAGAUGAAAUUAUCGAACGAUGGAGCACUAUCCCGAACGAUAUCAAGCUGUUGGCUUUAAUGAAGAUGAAACUUUGUGUCUUCUGGCUUCCCACUCUGCUGAACCGUGACGACACCAGCCCCAUAACUCAGUGGGCUCUGGAAGUUGGUCUUAUCAACUCAAGUUAUGAUAUGACUAUGAAACAGCUGCACAAGAUAGAACUAGUAGAAACCAUUUUCAGAGCAAUGGAGAAAGGAACUAUGAGGAACGAAAAAACAAAACAGGCUUUCUGCAUCAGCAACAGGUUUAACCUGCGCUCCACUGAGGUGAUGGAGGAUGCUGUAAGGUGGUUGGAGCAGACAGAAGAAAACAUUGAUCUGAGACGAAUCGAAGAGUUUGGACACAUCAACACCGGCUACACUGUCCUGAAGGUUCUCUUCACAGAGUUUGUUCGAUUUAUGUAUAAAAUGGGUUCCAACUUGGACAGGACGAUGAACACACUACUGGCUCAACCACCUCCAUGUGACAGAGACAAAUGUGAGGAAAUGAAGAAGAAAGGAAAUGAGAAAUUUCAGAAUCAGCAGUAUGAAGAAGCUGUGCAGUUUUACUCCAAAGCCAUCAAAUAUAACCCUGAAAAUCAAAUGGUUUAUGGAAACAGAGCCCUGUGUUUCAUCCGCUCUAAGAAAUAUCUAAAAGCUGUGUGUGAUGGGAAACGAGCUGUUCUGAUUGACCCUCACUGGGCGAAGGCUCAUUACCGCUACUGUGAAGCUUUGUUCUUGAUGGGAGAGCUCAAAAUGGCAAUUACAGCAAACAAGAUAGGCCGGUGUUUGUGCAAGAAGGACCAGGAGGGGUACAAAGACCUGGAACAACAAUGCAUGAAGUUUGUCACCGAGAUGGAACAAAGUGAACGGCAAAGUAAAGAUAGACAGGAGAGCACUAAGAAAACCCAAGCAGCGGAGACGAAGUCAGCUGAGUCGAAGACAGAGUCUAAAUACCAGCGUUUUACCAUCGAUGCCGUCAUGAACGCUCCCCAGAGUAAGGCUCCUGAGGUUAAAACCAGCGAGAAACCAGAGGCUAAAACCAACAAGCAGCCAGGGAAAAAUGAGAAGAUGACACAGGCUGAGAGCACAGCUAAAGCCUCCAAAGCAGCGAAAAGUGAGUCUUCUUCAAAGAGUGCCAAAGCAGAGUCCAGCGCAGCCACAAAGAAGAAAUCAAAGAACAAAAACUCUCAGUCUGAAAAUGAGAAACCAAAAGCGGUUAAUCUCAAAGCAGCCGCGUGUAAAGAGCUGAAGUCGAUGGUGCAGGAUGCUCACACAGCUCUGACCGACCUCCGCAGCCACAACGCAGAGCAGGCUUUCAGCCAAGCUCUGGCGUUAGUGGAGGCCAACAACCUAAAGGAGCUCGGCCUCUCCACCCUGGACGUCCUGUUGCUGCUGUAUGGCCGAGCUUUGGCCCUGACAGAGAUUGGCCAGCCUGAGGAACUUGGGCAGGCACAGAAACUUCUGGAUAAGAUUAAAUCUUAUGAGGAGAGGAUGUUUCAGUGCCUGGUUUUCUACGCCAUUGGGAAGGUGUACCUCAGAGAGAACCGGUUUGCAGUUGCUCUGGAGCAGUUUUCUGACUCUCUGCAGAUGGUGAAGAAUCAAAUAACACCUGGUAAACUCACCUGGCCGCUAACCAAAGAGAUUGUCAAAGAAACUCAGCCAGACUAUUUCAAGGAAAUUCUGGAGAAUAAUCUAGAGUUGUGCAGGUUUCCUCCUCCUCCCGAUGCUAUCUGUCGGCUAGUGAAAUGUAACGGCGCUUCCAAAGCUGAAAUCUACUUCACAGAUCCAGAUUUUAAGGGCUUCAUUCAGAUAAGCUGCUGUCAGAGCUGCACUGUUGAAUACCACAUCGCCUGCUGGAAGACGAUGAAGACGUCGCCUGUUUUUGAAAAGAGUGAUAAGGAUUUCCUGCAAGAGUCCUGUUUUACUCCAGACUGUGUCGGUAAAAUCUCUUGUAUCAAAAUCUACGGUCCAACUGGUCUGGUGAAAUGUAAGUUGGAAGAUACCAUCCCCAAACCACAGACUCCAAAGAAGCCAAAAGUGAAUCAGAAGUGUACGAGUCUGAAGAAAUUAAAAUCUAAAGAGGAGCGCAAACUGAGGAGGAAGCAGAUGAGGAAGUCUAGUCAAGAAAAUCAGGAGAGCAGCAGCGAGAUUCUGCAGAAGAAAGAAGAUUCAGCGACACAGAGUCAACAGAAAGCCUGGCAGCGGUACCGGGACCGGGUACUUCUUCAGAUCAGCCAGCACAUGGAGCUGCUGAGAGAGGAGAAAGGACUCCAGGUGUCGAUUCUGACCGGCAGUCUGAAGCCGUGGCUGGAGCUGGACUUGUCCAGGGGGAACCAGGUCGCACGGAGGAUUCUGAACCUGCAGGAGGAGCAGCCGGACUCGACUCUGGGUCAAACUGUGGAGCUUCUGCUGGAGAGGAAAAACCGCGUAUGGGCUCGAGUCUUUGUCCAAAUCCUCAGUGGCUGUCCGGACAUAAAUCCUAAACUCAACAAAUGGGCCUGCCAGCUCAACAAUGCAGGUCUGAAUGCCGCCAAAUCCUUCAUCGAGCGCUACGCGGGACACCUGGAACAGCUGGACUUGGCUUUUUUGCUCAACUUUAGCCCAUUGCAGGAGGUGAUAAUAGAGAAGCUUGGGACUAGGCCGGAGCUUUUUUCAAGCAUUGGCUUGACUGUGACUGAAUACCUAAAACAAGCUCCACCUCAUGACAUGAGACUGUUUAUCUGGACACUGGAGGAGCAUAGAGAAGACUAUGACUCCUGCCACACAUUACUGGAUGAAUAUUUUGAUCUGAUGGAUGGACAUUGUUCAGUCUUAAAAAAGUCUGAUGAAAAUCAAAAUAUUUCUCCUAUGAAGAGUCGAGGUCGAAAAAAGAAACACAGAGAGCCAAGGAGUGUUUUUGUUUUCCCCACAAAAAGAGACGAGUUUGAACAAGACUAUAUUGAGGAUGACUCUUUAUCAUUCCUUCACCCCGGUGAUCCCUUCAGUGUACCGAGUCAUCUUCGAGAGCAGGUGGCGGAUUUUGAGGAGCAGUACAACAACGGCCGUCACAGAAAUCACUAUAAGAACAUUUUGGACAACAACCCCGACCCGACAAAAGAGAGUUUGUAUGACUACUUUGCUCAGAUCUUGGAGGAGCACGGCCCCCUCAUGGCUGAGGACCGUCUGUUGGUGGGUGAACUGGAAAAUUUCCCCGCUGUGGCUCAGCAGAAGAUCAAAGACGCAGGCGGGUUCGAGUGUUUCCUUCUGGAGUCCCUUCGCUUCAUAAAGAUGGGGCGAUGCAUCGGGUUGACCAGACAUGCUGUCUCCCUACAGCAGGCUGGACAUGGAGCAAGGCUGGAUGAGCUUGAUGACCUGGAUGACCUGGACAACCUGGAUGACCUGGACGACAUAGUGGAUACUAAACCAAAAAAUCCUCCUGAUUUAACGCUGGGUCAUGAAGCUGCUUUUACUCCAUAUUUGGACAGUAUUUCAUCUGCACAAACUCGAACAUAUCCCAUCCUCCCUAACCCUUAUAACGUGUUUGUAUUUGGCUCUCAGCCUUCUCCACCAGUCAACAGCGCUGUUACUGUUAAUGAUGAUUGCCUUUCUCGGUGGACUAACAGUGAUGGUCAGCAGCAGAGCCCUGUUUUUGUAGCUAAUGAUGAAGAAACAGACCUUUAUUGUAGUGACGCUGAAGGAGGACUUGUAGAAACAGAUUCAUCCUCAGAGGGAGUUGCUUCAGUGUCAAAUGAGGAAAACCUUUUGAAGAAACACGCUGCAGUUCAGACGUGUCAGGAGACGAUGAGGAGUGUAGCUGUGAACACUGAGCUUCAUGAGGGUUUUGAGAGCUGCCCGGGCGACCUCAACAAAAAGCAGAAGAGAAUCCUAAUGUUGGAGACUCAGAUAAAGAAAAUGUCGAACAGCUGUGACAAAGUGGAUCUAAAGCAUAAAGAAGACAUUGCUCACCUCGAGGAAGAAAUACAGAAAAUCACUGCCAAUGUUCAGGUGACGAACACGGAGCUGGGACUGUUCCAGCAGAAGCUUGAAGAGGAGGUGAAAAAGGACCAGAAUGAGAAAAAAGCCAACCAGGAGGUCCUGAAGUCCCUCAAAACAGAGAUCGAAGACCUGGUGGAGGAGCACAAGAGUCUCACCCGAAAUAUCCGUGAGAAGAAAUCGACCUAUGACGCAAAGCUUAGGGAUUUCUUGGAGCUGAGCAACCAGUCAGCAGCUGAGAAAAUGAGUCUGGAGGAUGAAAUCAGGCGCAGUAAGGCCACGUUUCCCUUGACUAAGAGGAGGUCUAACAAUGCUCAGCUGUCUAUAGUGGAGAGCCAACGGGAUCAGGAUCUGCACAACCUCUACAGAGAGCUGACCCACAACAAGGCUUUGCUCAUCAAACUGGAUGAGGCCAUGCACAGACACCCAAGUGAACACCUGGACCUAAUCAGAAAGGACUGGAGAGCCAGCAUGCAAGAAAUCGAGGAGGAAAUCUCAACUAUUGAGACCAAGUACAAGGAGCAGAUGGAUCAGGUGAAGAAAGGCAGAAGAGUCAACGAGCUUCUUCCAGUCAGUGGUGAAAACCAGCAAGAACCUGCAACUGCUUCAUCAUCUGCUUCAGCCACAAAUGUGGCCCCUCAGUCAUCAGCAGGGGCCUCCGGCAGCUCUCCCCCGCUCACCCAGCAGGCUGCAGCUGAGGCUCCGGCUGCUCCGCCUCAUACUCAGCACAGACCUCCAAACAGGACGUCAGGACCUCUGCACAGCAACACUGUGUUUGAUAAAGCUAUAGAUCGCCUGAGCACCAUGUUCCCAACCUACACCAGGCCAGAGUUGAGUAGGCUUGUUAAGGAGUUGCGUUUGUCCAGCGGUGGAAGCCUGAGCAGUAUGUCCUUACAGGACAUGGUCGGAGGAGUCAGCCAGCUCAUCCUGGACCAUCAGGAAAAACUGAAUUCAGCUGCCAAAUCGAGCCGCACAGGCCGAGGGACUCCAUCUCAGUCCGUCACUCCUCCUUUAGUAAAUUCAGUCCCUGUGUGGCAGCAGCCCGUACCCCAGAGAGCCACGCAGUCCAGCGCACUGAACGUUGAGGAUCCUUGUAUCAUCUGUCACGAUGACAUGAGUCCAGACAACAUCUGUGUGCUGGAGUGCAGACACAGCUUCCACCAUGACUGUAUCCGCUCUUGGCUGAAGGAGCAGAGCACCUGUCCCACCUGCAGAGAUCACGCUCUGCUGCCGGAGGAAUUCCCCGCGCUGAGCGGCCGUAGACGCCAAGCUCCCUAAUAUACCCCCCCCAAUCUUUACUACCUACCUGCAUGCUUUUAUCGUUCUCUUAACCAUGUGUUUGAUUAAACUCCUCCCCUCACAUGCUCUUAUAAUUACGCCUGCUUUUAUCUUCUUUUACAGUAACUGCAUGUUUGAUUAAAACCUCUAAAAGCAGAAAUUUGAGUUAUUUGUAUCUUUAAAGUGUUGUGAUGUGUAGGGAGACUUCAGUUCGAAUAAACAAAUGACUCAUUUUUGA
This is a messenger RNA of Cheilinus undulatus (humphead wrasse), 5756 nucleotides long. RefSeq names its product tetratricopeptide repeat domain 3 (gene ttc3). The record is from RefSeq and is a predicted model, not a curated record. The transcript has 46 exons. Gene Ontology annotation, molecular function: protein binding. NCBI's taxonomy places the organism in Eukaryota, Metazoa, Chordata, Actinopteri, Labriformes, Labridae. Bases 134 to 5518 code for a protein of 1794 amino acids.